Molecule: messenger RNA, 714 nt
Organism: Bombina bombina (fire-bellied toad)
Lineage: Eukaryota; Metazoa; Chordata; Amphibia; Anura; Bombinatoridae
Product: posterior protein-like
Exons: 1
Molecular function (GO): zinc ion binding; nucleic acid binding
Source: RefSeq, a predicted model, not a curated record
AUGCAAAGUAACCCUCAAUUACAGACUAAAGUAAAUAAUCAUAGUAACUCUGCCCCCCUUACAAUACAAGACCGUAAUAAUUUGUGCCAUAUUUUAGGUCACUUUGACACCUCCACAUCACCUGUGAUCCUUUCUAAUAAGUUAGAAGCUGUUAUUACUCAGUAUAAUUUAGGCAACGGAGAUGCCUGUGCUUUGCUCAGGGCCUGGUUGCCAUCACAAUUAGCUGCACAGCUAAGGGCACCAGUAGGCACCCAUAAAGGAGUGUCUCCAGAUAUUGAUGCAAACUGGGGAAAUUCAGGGGACAGAUUAAAGGAAUUACAGUAUGUUAUGUGUUGCCGUGAUGCCAGAGGUACCAGUGCCAUAGCAAAUGCAAGUUUAAAGGAAGGAGAUGACCCGUUUUUGUUUUGUACUGAGUACCUUGCACUGUAUAAGAUAACUUAUAACUGCCCUAACAUGUCCCCAGAUGAUGCAGAUUUUUGGUAUUCUAUGGCAAAUAAAUGCACGUUAAUUGACAGUAGUACAAGAAUCACUCUUAGAAAUACCAGCUCCUAUACAAACUUUGUUAACAUACUUAAAGAUUGGUUUAAAGACUCAAAGCAUAAGAAUGCUACUCAUAAUAAUAUAUCUAUACUAACUGAGAGUCAGGGAAAGCAGAGAUUUUUGAGACGCUGUUUUAAAUGUGGAAAGUGUGGGCACAUCAUGAGGGAAUGUGUG